ACAGCGGAUCCGAUACCUUUAUCCCAAUCCGUUCAAUAUUUAGAGUGUAGAGAACCACCAGAGGCAGAUUACUGGGUAAAUCACUGUUUUUUUCAUGAACAAAAACUGAAGCUCUAGUGAAAGGUAUAGCGAGAGAGUUACGGUUUGAAACCGGAAGUGAUGAAAACCUUGACGAGUUCUUGCUUCAAGGCAGUCAUUGACAAUAAUAGAGAUAAAGGGUCUUCUUGUUUUAAGGAUCUUUCUCUUGGUAGAACUGAAGUAUGCUUAUUACCUUCAAAAAAGCUUGUUAGAAUCCGGUUCCUGCAUUUGCUUUCUGUGCAACACAGGCGUCUGCAGCCUGUUUUUUCAUCUUCUUCUUUGUCACCAGACUCACAGGUGGACUUGGAGACAGCAAAAUCUCAACCUGAAGAAGAAAAUCCAUCAAAGACUACUCAUGUCAAAUUCCAGUUACGGAAAGAGUGCUCAUUUGGCGAGCAUUUUUUCAUAGUAGGGGAUCACCCUAUGUUAGGCUUAUGGGACCCUGAGAGUGCUAUACCACUGACUUGGUCAGAAGGACAUGUUUGGACACUAGAGCUGGAUAUACCUGUUGGAGUAUCAAUCCAGUUCAAAUUCGUUCUGAAAACAAGGACGGGGAACCUUUUAUGGCAACCAGACCCUGAUCGAAUAUUUAAAUCCUGGGAAACUGAGAAUACGAUUAUUGUUUGCGAAGACUGGGAAAAAGCUGAAGAGCAGAAAGUAAUAGAGGAAGAACCAUUAGCUAAUCAAGAUGGACCUCUUCUUGAUUCAAAGAUGGCAAUCGUUUUAGAGAACUUGACACCUUCAAAGAAAGAACUAGUCUCUGACAUAAAUCUGCUAUCAGAUACUGAUAGUAUCACCUCUCCUGGAAAGAAUCCACUACAAGCAUUAUCUGAGGAAUUGGCCACUGGCACUUUUGCUCCACUAGAGAAGCCGAUGGCUAUUGUUGCAGAGAAUAUUAGUUACCCAACAGAAGACUUUAUCGCCAAUGCAAACAAUGGAGUGCUUGGUGUGAAGAGAACGAACUACCUAAAUGAUGAAGCUUUGGCUAUUUCAAAUAAGAAUGUUUUGGUAGCAGAGGACUUUGGAAGUACCAGCAGAGCAGAAACAGUCCAGAACCCCGCAGCUGCAGAUGUUGAGCUAAAUGUGGUAGCAAAUGAAGGUACUCCUGUUUUAGUACCUGGCUUGACUCCAUCUGCAACAGUGUCAACUGAAGAAACAAUGUUGGAUGAGGACGAGGAGAAUAGUACCACUGAUGCAUCAAUUGGAGUUAUUGAAACUAAACAUCACAAAUUGUCAGAGUUAGAUGAGAAGCAAGAACCUGAAGGUGAACCACGGGAAGAAAAAACAACUGCAGUACCCGAUGAUGAGGAACAGCUUGACAACCAUCAUAUUCAGAAGCCCAAACUAGUUAGAGAAGAACAGCCUGACCUGGAGCCUUUUCAAAGUAAUGUCUUGCAAAGCGAUGUCCAGUGGGGUCGUAAAACAUUACAGAAGCUUCUGAAAAUUUUAAGGUUAGGUAUUGGUAGGGGUGUUGGCGUGUUUGCUGAUAUGUUAACAUUCAAAACCAGGGAAAAUAAAGUAAUUCUGUUCUAA
This is a messenger RNA of Durio zibethinus, 1611 nucleotides long. NCBI's taxonomy places the organism in Eukaryota, Viridiplantae, Streptophyta, Magnoliopsida, Malvales, Malvaceae. The record is from RefSeq and is a predicted model, not a curated record.